AACAGAGACAUUGCGUAUUGAAUUUCUCUGAAUGUAAUGUUAUCGACGCUGAACCGAAGGGUCCAAACUACAAAUUUGCAUGGGACAGUGUUCCACAACUCCAGGUGAAUGUAGCUUGUUUCGACAUCAACAAAUCAACCCCCAACAUCUAGAAGAUACUCCAAUUCACGCAGAUGCGUCGGAAAUGGCCGAAGGAUCACAGAAAACGGAUUUCAACAGCUUCUUGGAAGCCAGCAAUACCGCGGUUAUGAUAGCAAAGGAGAAGUAUGAACGUUUCGACAAACUUUACAACGAUUAUUGUGAACUUAAAUCGUCGAGGGAGCGACUAGUAGAAGAAAAUGAGAGUUUACGACAAAGGAUGAAUAACGACUCAGAGAUAAAUCACCGCAGUUACCAAAGCAAUUCUGAAGAUGUCAACAGCAGAAACAAGCGUAGUGAUGUCUUGCAAAAAUAUCAAGCGAUGGACGGUAACAAACGUCGACAAGCCAUCGAAGCAUUUGGAAAGCAGCCAAAAAGUCACGGUACAGAUUCGCGGCCAGAACUAUGGUACAGGAAGGAUGUGACGUGCAGAAUAUUUGUGAUUGCAUAUGAUAUUGCAAGAUGCACUAGGGAUGCAUUUAAUCAAAAGGCGUUGCCGAAAUUGUUCCAGUGCGCACCAACUAUUGGAAUUUAUGAAGAUAGAGGAGAUAAUUCCUUAGAGGCAUCACAGGUUAUUCAGAGAAGCAUGCAGCAAUCCCUCUCGAGGGAAAUGGAGUCUGUGCUUUCGACCGAGUCCUUCAAAGUCAAUUGUUGCUCAGUGCUUAAAGAAAUGGCGGUCAGUUGUGAUCUAACAGACAUGGAAAAGGAAGUGCUUAAAGAAUUGAAGAAACAUCACGAUCUGUGGAGAAAAAGUGAGCCCUGGCUGCCACUCCUUGACGAUGGAAUAAUAUCAAAAAUGACGAGUUACAUCACGGAGUGCGUGAGGAUUGCCUGGCGAAUGGUAAACCUACUUCCACCAUUAAAGAUCGUUUUGGUAAGUCAAGUCCACGGCGAGAGAUUUAACGAGUUCUUUGAAAAAGAAGAAGAGGAAGUUAAAGAAAAGACGCCAACAAUUAAAAUUUGUAUUUGGCCAGCUGUUUCUGAUUACAUUAGCGGUGAGGUGCUUAUCAAAGGGACAGCGGCUAUAAUACCAAAGCCGAAACAACUGAAAAAUCAACAAUUUUCGACAGAAGUGUAAAGCUGCGGCAGAGGCUUCGUCCCUUUCUGUAUUUGUUGUAUAUAACAGCAUUUUAUGCUAUAUUAUUGUCCGGCGAUUCUUUGAGCAAGGAUAACAGUCCUCCCAGCACUGUAGCUAUGCUGUUUGUUUUCUUUGUUUUCUUUUUGCAUGCAGUAAUCACGGUCAGCCCUUUCGCUGAAUUUUGACAACUGGCAAAGCAUAACUCGCAUGAACUACAGGUAGGAACAUGGCUAUUAAUAGUUAUGGAUUGAUUCUGUAAUUCCGUCCAGUUUUGGAAAGUUAGAUUGUUUGAUAGUGAUCAGACAGUGCAUACCUCGACAGCUGCAAGCGAAGUAAGAACCAUGUUUUGGUACACUCUUUGAACUUUAAGUUUUCACUGAAACUACUUUACUAAGGGCUGGACCAUUUUUUUUUUUUUGAGGGG
Molecule: messenger RNA, 1640 nt
Organism: Orbicella faveolata
Lineage: Eukaryota; Metazoa; Cnidaria; Anthozoa; Scleractinia; Merulinidae
Biological process (GO): mitophagy by internal vacuole formation; mitochondrial protein catabolic process
Cellular component (GO): mitochondrial outer membrane
Source: RefSeq, a predicted model, not a curated record